AGAGCAUGCGUAGAAAAUUCAUUGUCAUAGUUACAAUCCGAAGGUUAUAGGUCAUUCUUAUCUGCUGCAGAUAUGCAUGCGUACUCCGAUAAAAAAUAUCAUGAACGGUUGUAUAGAAAUAACUACGAUUUAAUUUUCCGUAUUUUAAUUCAACCUGCCGUGAUUUUUUUUGCGAUUACGAUAUUCCCCCAUAGCUGGGUGUUCAACCUAGUGCUACAGCUUCGUGGAUACCCCUACUCUCUCGACUCUGUAGGCUUUGCUUGCUAUCUCGAUACAGCGCUAUAACGCUGGAAAAAGCUGUUCUAGAUUUACGAAUAAGCAAUUACUCUGAUUGUGAGCAGUGCAACAAGUCGAGUUAGUCUAGGAUUAUGCGAGUUCGUAUAAAGCAUUUUCAAUCUUCAAUAUUAUUCCCACAUCUGAUAUAAUACUGAAAAAUCCGAGCUGGUAUCGAGAUGUCUAAGCUAGCAAGCUUUUAUGGGCUGGUCGGCCUAGGAUCUCUAUGUUUGGUAUUUUUAUUCUUCAACCAAAGGUACGGCAGCCCAAUGAAGCAUCGAAUACAACCGAUAUUAGCAGUGGGACGAUCCUGGGAGGAUUUUGAAACAACACCAGAGCCCUAUGAAUUUGAGGAACCAGUAUCGAACGCACCUGUCGUCAAGGAAGCUGAUGAUUCGGUUGCCACGUUGAACGAAAUACAGCAAGUCCUUAAUCUGCAACGAAGGAUGAUUCGCGACGAUAUGAUAGGUUACCAAUAUCCCAAUGGCAGAUACAAUAAAAGUGCCAAAAGACUUGAAGAUUUAGUGAUGGAAAAAAAUGGGAAACCAAUCAGAAGUGUCAUUAUAACAACAUGGCGUAGCGGAAGUACGUUUCUCGGCGACGUUCUCACGGCACAUCCCGGGGUCUUUUAUCACUAUGAACCGCUUUUAGAUUUUGACAUUGUUCAAAUUCGAGGUCCUCCCUUGGCCAGUCAAGCUUUAAGAAAUCUUAAAGCGCUACUGAACUGCGAAUACGAAGAUCUAGAUCACUAUAUACAAUUUGGAAGGGGCCAUUCUUGGCUUUUGAAUCAUAACUCACCACUGUGGAAGCAAUGCCAAUCUCACAGAAGAAUCUGUUAUAAUCACAGAUUUCUUAGCGGAAUGUGUAAACUUUUUCCAUUUCAGUCAAUGAAGCUUGUCCGCCUCAGAUUACGUGUUGCGCAACAACUUCUUGCCGAUGAAAAAUUAGCUGUAAGAUUGAUUCUCUUGGUGAGGGAUCCCCGUGGGACUCUUCAGUCGAGAAAACACCGUUCGUUUUGCCGCGAAAGUCCGGACUGUUCAGACCCAAGUUUACUCUGUGCAGAUAUGGUGUCAGAUUACAACGCCGCAGUGGAAUUGCAGCGGAAAUAUCCCUCUACAUUUAGGGUGAUACGAUACGAAGAUCUGGCUGUUGAGCCUUAUAAACACGUGGAAGAACUUUUUAAAUUUUAUGGCCUCGACUUUCACCCGAGUGUGAAGAGGUUUCUAGACACUCAUACAAAAAAUGACGUCGGCGGUGUGUCCAGUACAUACAGAAAUUCGAAAGCGGCACCUUUUCACUGGAGGGCGGAUUUAGAAUUUGAAGAAGUCGAAGAAAUUCAACGAAAUUGCGUUGUCGCUAUGAAACACUGGGGUUACGUGCAUGCAAUCAACGCUUCUCAUCAAAGAGAAUUCAAUCCCAUAACAGAUUACGUGCUACGUUUGUGACACACUGCGUCGAAGUCUGUAGCGAUAUCAGAAUGUUAUUUCAAAUUGAAUGUACAUCUCAAACGAGAGUUACAGAUUUAGCAGGUUAGUCAAAAUUAUUAACAGCACCAAUUUGUUAUUAUUCAAAAUUUGACUACCGUACACAGGUUCUUGUGGUUUCGGAAUGCGUGCAUGCCAGUAUUCCGGCACCUCAAAGAUUUAUUUUUCCAAAGGUAAAAGUAAAGAUAUAAGUAAAGAAAAGGAAAUACACGAAAAAUGUGAGAAAACAAUGACAGAAAACAUGACAAUAUCAUGACACUUACAUACAGUCAAAUGAAUUUGUAAUUAUUAUUCAAUCAUGGUUCAACAAGGUAUAACUCUCACCUUUUACUUUUGGGAUCAUAGGUAUUAUUAUAUAAGCAGUAUUACGGGCGAUUCUUUUUUCUGUACAUGUGAAUCUACUUUUUUCCAUGAACAAAUUUUGCACCGUUAGAUUAAAACUCAAAGUCAGACUACGCGAAAGCUUUGAAGUGCCCUUUGCGUAUCAAGCCAUGCUACCAGUGUUUAUUACCAGUAUUGUUCACACGUUAGGGAGAAAAAUAAAAUAUGGAUCUGACGUGGCAAACAAGCACACGCAAAAAGACACAAAUUUACGCGACAUGGAUCCUGUGAUCUCGCGAUGCUCACCUCGUCGGUACAUUUCAAAGGUUGUACACGCGAACGAAUUAAGAAAAUAUGACAAAUUAUUGAUAAUGAAUAACGAAUCGGAUGUUCAGUUUCAUCAGGUACAAAAUUUUGAAUACUAUCCGAGGAUGUUUUAGUUACUUUAUUUCGGACAGCCAGAGUGUCCUAACGAUCACGAAAUUAUUGCACGACUAUUAAAAACAUCAACGAUUAUUCAAUGUAGCUGGACUGCAGAAUAUGGUAGCUUGAGUUAACAUUAUUUAAGUUUACCAAGCUGUGAUUAGAGUCAAUUUUCCUGAUACAUAAGUCGUGUAAUUCGCGAAUGUUUAGAUAUUUCAUCUAUUUUGUAGGUAUUUACAAGUCUAUUAUCAUCAAUAGUUUUAUUUCAUUUUACUUUUCCAAAUAUAAAUCGUGAACUAAACGGUACACGAUUCACCAAAUUGUUCGCUGCUCGUUUGGCACAUAGAAUCGUUCGUACAGUAAUUACAUCGCUCAAAAUUACUUCAUUCCCUGCGCCAAUUUCCGAUUGGGCAUUGAAUUCAAAUGAACAGAUAUGCAUCGUUUCUCCGACGCGAGAAGAAUCCUCGGCUACAUACGGAAAACAUAUCAUUGUGAAAGACACUUUUCCGGUCCUUGUUAUUUCUUGUUUGAGUCCCAACGAUUACUUGGCAGAGUUAUGAAAGCUCAAUUAAGCACGAUAUAUUUCAAAUAUUAUUAGCAUAACUGGCACGGCAUAUAUAGUAUGAUCGAAAGUCAUUUGACGAAUAUAAUUGAAAGUUACACGAAAAGCAUGCCAGUACUUGAAGUAAAUGAGUAAAAAAUUAAAAAAAAAAAAAGAAAAGCAAAAAUAUUUUCAUGGUAGAAAAGUAACGAAGCACGCGAACAUUCCUCUCUAUCGUAUAACGCUUACAGAGUCCCGAGUCGGUAGAAUAAAUUCAAUUAACGCAUCACACAACAUUAAAUGUAAUUUUGUAGUGUUUAAAAAAUUCGAAAACGCAAAGAAUGCAACAAUUCCUUGUCGAUCAUUCAGAAGACAGCCAAAUAUCUUCAAUGUCGUAACCGUAGUGCCUACCCUAAUGAUCUAUUAUUGUCAAAUUAAUCCGAGUACCUAUCGUAAUGUAACAAGUAUAUGGUGUCUUGAAAAUUUCCGGUCGAAGUUUUUCGAAGUGCAAUGGCGAUCGCUGAUCCGCGGUGAGCACAGAUCGACACGUUCCCUUCGUAAUACGGGAAUACGAAUAAGACUAUAAACUAAUAACGUGCGGUCGUUGACAUGACUAAAACUUUAUAAAACACGUGUUUAGGUAUAUUACCUAUAAUUUAGGGUAUUGUCAAUUGUUGAUAUAGUUUAAUUGCCACCUCUCACCCAUGCACUGAAUAUUUUUUCGUCAUUUAUUACGAGUGGCCUAAUCUGCAGUAGUUGAGAAACGGGAAUAGGAGUCUCAAGAUCUAGUAAUAUGCAAAAUAAUAUUGAAGUGACCCCGUUUUGCGUCAGCUUGUAACAAUUAUAAGUCGAACGUGACGCAAUGAAUUCCGUGACCAAUUGUGUUUAUACUUUAAUCGCUUGUAUCGCUUAUCAGCUAUUAUACAAUGUCAUCAACCGGUAUUCAGAGAUUUACGACUUAACUUUGUCGUGAAAUGAUAUGUUUCUUGUAAUUCUGAUCAUGAUGAUCGAGCAUUGAUUUAUUAUAAAGUAUUUCACGUCACCUUGAUGGACGUGCAUGAUUUUUGUUUACUUUAGAGAAAUAUUUCACGAUAAAUGUGUGCGUCUGUUCACCUAUAAUAUUAUGUUACGUACUUUUGACACGUAUACAGGACGCGAACUUAUUGCUUGUAAUAAAACUUGCAUAAGUCAUGUGGAGGCUGAUAUCUAGUUAUUUAUUAUAAUUUACGCAGUAAGUUUACAUCGUCAAUUUGUAAACCUAGUUUGUGAACUUGAAAAUUAGUUUCCCUCUGUUGAUGCAGUUUGGCAAUUUGCGAUCACAUUAUAUAAAAGUAAAAACAAAUUAAAAAUUAUUAUACCAAACUUAGUGGUAAAUUCGUUGCGACGAGUGAUAUAUGCGGAUAGUGGCAGAAUGUUAUACAAGUAAUUGUGACAUGUCAUUUACAUUUACUGGCUGAACUGUCGAAAUGGUCGAUAUCCGUGACAUUUUGCUGGCAUGGUGUUAUAUACCUUCCUUGCUUCGGAAGAAAGAAAAAUCCCUAGUUACUGCAAUGUACGGCAAAAGUAAUAACUGUGUCAGUCAAAGUGCAGAAUAAGUUAUUUAUAGAGUUCAGUCAGGAUUUUCAAUAAAAAAAUGUGCAAUAUCUUUCGUAUAUGAUAUGCUCAACAAUUAAAUAUCAUCAUCAUCAUCAUCACGUCGAUUGUACAAAAUUUUAAAGCACAACUUGUAUUUGCCAUGUAUAGACAAUUAAAUAUAUACAUUUGAAAGUAUAACUGAAUUUGUUCCUCAAUCGUUACUCAUACGG
This is a messenger RNA of Neodiprion virginianus, 4847 nucleotides long. RefSeq names its product carbohydrate sulfotransferase 5-like. Lineage: Eukaryota; Metazoa; Arthropoda; Insecta; Hymenoptera; Diprionidae. The transcript has 8 exons. Bases 453 to 1718 code for a protein of 421 amino acids. The record is from RefSeq and is a predicted model, not a curated record. Gene Ontology annotation, biological process: sulfur compound metabolic process; N-acetylglucosamine metabolic process. Gene Ontology annotation, molecular function: N-acetylglucosamine 6-O-sulfotransferase activity.